CAUGGGAUAUGAUAUGAGCGCUUGUAGGAUUACCAAACAAACAAAGAAAGACGCUCUUUUCUCGUGUGAAGUGAUCCUCCGGUUUCAGAUCGUGAGCUCGACAAGAGACUAUAGGAUCAGCUCUAGGUUCUUGCUGAAGUAGAUCUCAGUAUUUUGUUGGUCCAGGAAGUGAUUGAUACUCAAGAAGUGAUUGAUAUGUCGAGUUCCAAGGAAGAAAAAGCUCAGGCUGCAGCUGAAAAGAUCAAGGCUGCCGCUCUAACUGCUGCGAAAGGCCUGAGCCGUGCCCAAGCUGAACGUGCUGCCACUGCUGCAGCACGGAACGUGAAUGCCUACGGGCAAAAGGAAGAAGGCCCGAGCAGAUGGCAGGAGAAACGGGAAGCAAAGAGGCAGAUGUAUUUGAUGAGUACGGAGAAGGCUGUGAGAUUGGGAGAAAGGAAAGACAAGUCAGGUCCGUCUGCUAUUGGACGCUCUGCUUCACAAUGCCAGAAAUGCUUCCAAACCGGACACUGGACGUACGAGUGCAAGAACGAAAGAGUCUACAUCUCCCGGCCCUCCAGAACCCAGCAACUUAAAAACCCUAAACUGAGAAUGAGGCUCUCGAUCUCAUACGAACUGGAGGGUGGCAACCCAGAUGCUAAAACCGAUGGGGAAGAAGCUGAGAAGCGCUCCAAGAAGAACAAGAGAAAGCGCCGGUCAGAUUCUGAUUCGGGUAGUGACAGUGAAAAUGAUAGCGGGUCAUCAUCGGUUACUGGUUCCGAUACCUCGGGAGGUAGAAGCUCAGAUUACAGCUCAUAUUCUUCAGACUCGGAGGAAGAAAGGAGGAGGAAGAAGAAGAAGAAGAAGCAGAGAAAGGGAAGGCGCGGAAGAUACAGCUCGUCGUCAUCUGAGGCAUCGGACUCUGAUUCUGAUGAUGAUGAUAGGAGCAGUAAAAGGAAGAGCAAGAGGCACAGCCGAUACCGUUGAAAUCUCUGUCCCAAGAGAGAGAUUAGCGUAUCCUUUUGAGUUUUGAGCUCUGCUAAUUCUUGCUCUUGUGCUGUAAUAAACUCUUGUUGUUGUGAGUGUGACAGCAGAGAGAUCAACUGCUCCAGCUGUUUUGUUCCUCAAGCUUCGGCAUUUGAAGUUAAAAUUGUUCUUUUUUUUUAAAAGUUUUUUCUUAAUAUAAUAAUAAUUGUUUUUAAUGUA
Molecule: messenger RNA, 1182 nt
Organism: Tarenaya hassleriana
Lineage: Eukaryota; Viridiplantae; Streptophyta; Magnoliopsida; Brassicales; Cleomaceae
Product: zinc finger CCHC domain-containing protein 10-like
Exons: 2
Coding region: 196-963 (255 amino acids)
Molecular function (GO): zinc ion binding; nucleic acid binding
Source: RefSeq, a predicted model, not a curated record